Penicillium odoratum is the source of this 1398-nucleotide messenger RNA. RefSeq lists its product as uncharacterized. The transcript is spliced from 2 exons. The record is from RefSeq and is a predicted model, not a curated record. The coding region runs from base 1 to 1398 and encodes 465 amino acids. NCBI's taxonomy places the organism in Eukaryota, Fungi, Ascomycota, Eurotiomycetes, Eurotiales, Aspergillaceae.
AUGCGCGCUUUGACUUACACACGCCUGACGCGUUUAACCAAACAGACUGGGCAUAAAGAUUUCGCAUGCUUGCGUGUCCGCUAUGUAUCCAGUACCCGUCGCGAUGAGAAUUUCUCUGUUCCAAUCGGAAAUGGAUUUGUGUCACUGAGAGUUACGCGACCAGCGACAACUCAUGAGGUCUCUUCCGGGUCGAAAGUGAUCCUCUACCUCCCACCGGGUCCCAUAUUCCAGGGAUCGGAGCGGGGUGAGAAAGUAGUUCGGAGCCAAUCCGAUUCUGAUACUCGGCUGAAGUAUUAUGGAGAUUCGGAAGUUGCGCUUGCAGGAUCUGUUGAAAUCUCCCCACAACACGCGCUGUCAUCUGCUACUUUGGCAACAGUUGUGACGGUGAAUUAUCGUCUCGGCCCAGCAAAGGGGCCACCUUCAAUUAGAGAUAUUGGGUCGGAGCCACAUUCAGAGCCACGAACAGAUUUAACAUCAGAAAUUUACAAGUAUCCGACCCCGAUACAUGACACACUCGCAGGGUUCGACUGGAUCCAAAACAACCUUCAACCCACCCAUCUCGGAGUCUUCGGCUCCCACGUCGGCGGGUCCUUAGCAUUAAUGCUAGCACUCACAGAAGCGCGAUCCGUACACUCUGUUGCUGCACACGAGCCCAUCUGCGACUGGCCCGGUCUUGAUGAGCAUUGUACUCAUGAAGAUAGUACGAAUGAAGUAAUAACGAAACAAAAACGAUCAACCAGGCGAAAAUCCGCGCCCCCGGAUCUAGUUCCUCUCCUCGAAGCACGUGGACAACUAUUCACAUCCUUUGAGCGGUGCUUUGAUUCAUUUGCCUCGCCAAUAUUGUUUCUUCGCUCUGCAGGGCGGGAUAUUCCGGAAAGUUUCCCUCGUUACCUUACAGGGCCGGAGUAUCCCGUUCCGGUCUUGAAAAAUAGGGGCAAAAACAUAUCCGACGAGCAACUGGGCUCCUCAUGGGAUAGGGAUACAUACCCUGACUCGGACACAGAUGGGGAUUUUGAUCGGCCUGUUCGUCGGCGGAAGGCGCUGUCUCGCUGGCCCCCGUAUGGAUUAGAUUAUGGGCUCAAUAAUGAAACCUGGACCGGACCGACUCAUGGGAUUGAUAGGCUGCAAGUUACUUUACCGUGGGUGCGAGUGUUCUUGGGUGGAUCGGCUGUUUCACGAAUGGCUGCGAACCGUAAAGAGACGGCUCCAAAGCCUACCGUCCUUGCACAGCAGGGUGAGGAGAUGGUGUCUGCUAUGCAAAAGGCGUGUUUCUGGGGUCGUGAGAAAGGAUUUGGAGAGCGGAGGGUGACUCUCUCAAAAGUUGAUGAGUUUCCAGGGCAGGAGUUAGAAAAGUAUUUCCGGGAUGUGUUUGAUAGAAAGAUCAGUGACGAUGACUAG